Nematocida parisii ERTm1 is the source of this 967-nucleotide messenger RNA. RefSeq lists its product as uncharacterized. The record is from RefSeq and is a predicted model, not a curated record. Gene Ontology annotation, molecular function: sphingosine N-acyltransferase activity. The coding region runs from base 1 to 891 and encodes 296 amino acids. Gene Ontology annotation, biological process: ceramide biosynthetic process. NCBI's taxonomy places the organism in Eukaryota, Fungi, Microsporidia. Gene Ontology annotation, cellular component: membrane; endoplasmic reticulum. The transcript has a single exon.
AUGAGACAGGAAUGGGUUGACAGAAAUUUAGAUCCUGCGAUAAGAAUUCCUUGUGAUAUUGUUCUAUACGCCGGAGGAAUUGGAUUUUACAUUGUAUUCCACUACAUUAUAAAAAGAAUCAUUUCAGAGCUGCUUAUACGUGCACUUGCCAGAGUGGAUAAUAAAAAUAUUGACAGAAGGAAAUUCACACGGGCACUGUGGAAAGUCUUCUGCUUUGGUAUUCUUAGCAUGUGUGGUGCAUACUGUUUAUUCGACCAGGACUGGAUAUUCUCCCCAUUUGGAAUUACUCUGCAGUGGGAUAAUAAUGCAACACCAUCGAAGAUAAACCUUUACUAUAUGCUUGCAAUGGUUUACUACAGUGGGAGUUUUAUCACAAUGUUCUUUGAAGAGAAACAGUCGGACUUUUACUUAAUGAUAUAUCAUCAUUUUGUUACACUGGUCUUAGUGUGCUUUUCUUAUAGGUAUAACUUCCUGCGGUACGGUGCAUUCAUUAUGUUCCUACAUGAUGUAUCUGAUCCAUGGAUGGACUCAGCUAAAAUAGCAGUUUAUUUAGGGUACCAGAAGCUGGGGAACAUUCUAUUUAUUAUUUUCGCAGGACUAUUUAUCAUUCCGCGUAUAUUCAUUUAUUCAACUAUGAUACUUAUCCCUGGGUACGGAUUCCUUUGGGAGUUUAACAGUAUGUACUUAGUCCCCAUUUGGAUUCUUCUUCUGGGUGUAUUCUUACUAAACGCGUACUGGUCUGUUUUGAUUAUUAGAAUGGCCUUUGACUUCAUUAAACAAGGAAACGUAACAAAAGACAUCAGAGACGCAUCUAACUCAAAAUCAAAAGAGACAUCUAAGAAUAAAAAGGAAAUACGAGGAAGUCAAAAAGAAACCAGAAAGGCUCAAUAAUUCAAAUAUGAAAAGUCUCCACAGUCCAUUUACUAGUAAAUGCGGAGUGAAGGGUUUUUAACAAAAGAAAUAAACA